This is a messenger RNA of Phytomonas sp. EM1, 1944 nucleotides long. Lineage: Eukaryota; Euglenozoa; Kinetoplastea; Trypanosomatida; Trypanosomatidae. The record is from the annotation of a GenBank genome assembly.
AUGAUCAAAUAUGUCUAUAAUCAGGUCCUCUGGGUCUGCAUGUCGGUCGCACAGCUUCUUGCUGCCUUUGGAAUCGGGCUCAAGUGGAUUGUCAUGACCACCCGUUGUCUUCUUUUCGGUGUGUUAAAUAUCAUAUAUUUCGUGCCCUCUUUGGUCUGGUAUAUCACCUCGCCCCAAAUCAUACGACAUGUGGCCUAUCGUAGUUCUCGUAAAACGAAACUGCAAAACUGCAGGGCACAACUCAAGCGUUGCAUGCAACAACAGCAUACAGGCAUGCGGAGUUCAACGCCAUACGAUGCGAAUCGUGGUAAUGGGCAUGUCCAUGAAGAGAGUCCCUGCCGUAAUGAGGAACCAUACUUGGGCGCCCAAGACCAUCCUCCAUUCCGCACCGUUGAUGAACUUGUGUCAAUGCUCAAUCCUGCAGACGGGUCCUAUGUCGAUGGGUUUCCCGUGAAUUCUAAUGGUGUUACUAUGAGUAAGGCCCAUGAAAUAUCAAACUGCAGUACUUCUAUUAAUGAUGCUAAAACUAUUUUAAAAAGUAUUUUCCUGAAUGAUCAGAAGCCAUUAAAUAUCGAAGAGAGGAUUUCGUCCCUUGAAUCCGACUCGGACGAUGCCUUAUACACUUCUGAUGAUUCCGACGGCGACGAGGAGGACGUCAAGAACUUGCACAACCGCGCAACACUCGACAUUUACCUCCCUAUGCCUCUGGAUAGUCUUCUUCGCUAUGUGGAUUACGAGGAAAAGAUCGUCCGCACAAGGGAGCAGGAGCCGGCUUGCGACGAAAGGAAUACUAAGGACAACGUGCAGAGCAACAUUCCCAGGCUCAAGAAGUUUCCUAUUGUAAUUUCCAUCGCCGGUGGGGCGUGGAUUAUUGGCAGCCAGAUGUGGAAUGUCAUGCUCGCGCGGGUGCUCGCCGCGCGUGGUUACAUCGUCUUCUGCCCCGACUACCGCAACUUCCCGCAGACGACGAUGGAGGGGAUGACGCUGGACGUCUCGGACGCGAUCGCGUGGGUCCUGAACAACGCCGCGCGCUACAACGGCGACCUCGACAACGUCACGAUGAUCGGGCACUCCGCGGGGGCGCACCUCGCGAUGAUGUCGCUCAUCUCCCAGGCCCACCUCUGCGCGUACGCGGCGACGGGGAAUCGGGAGGGGCUGCCGCCGCCCUCCGGCGUCACCUACAACGUCCCUCGCUACAACCCCCGCCAGUCCAUCCACCGCUUUAUCGGCCUCAGCGGGCUUUACGCCCUGUUUCGGCUGGUUAAGCACCUCGAUGGCCGUGGGCUCCCUCGCCGGGUGUUCUUCCAGAUCGUUAGUGGUCGCGCGCAGCUGUGGCGCUUUUCCCCCUGUGCUUACUUUGACGACUACCUGUUAGCGCACACCGGCGAGACGCUCCCCCUUAUUUUCUUUGAUUAUUUUCCCGAGGAGAUGCUUUUCGCGCACGGCGACGCCGACAUGAGCGCGCCGGUGAGCGAGACCGCCCGGUUAGUCUACAAGAUGCGGAACGCGCAGCGGAAGAUGUUGAUGACUCUUUAUCAGUCAGACCCCGACCGUGCCCUGAAUGGGCCGAGCCCGGUCUUAAUCGAGUACGUCCUCGUGCCUGGCGCCACGCACACGGACUUUGUCGUUGAGGAGCCGCUUUCUGGUGGGUAUAGUCAUGCUUUGGAGUUGCUCGAAAACUAUAACAUGUGCCCUAGUAACCAAAGAAGCAACGGCGGAUCGUCCAGCGGCGCCUACAUACCGGUGUCGCCGAAGGCCUCGACAUCGACGGCAGGAUACGUCGAUCAUGACCGUAGUGAGUUAGUGUUGACUACAGGGCAUGAGGAGAAUGCAAAAUCUAUCACGAAGCUCGUAGGUCGGCCAGAUACCAUAUUGAUCCCUCCGGAGUUUUCGAAAAAACGCCCCAUGGUAAUGCGCCUGGCCAGCUUUGUUUCACCCUUCUAA